AUGAACUUCUUCGGAAAUAAAUACUAUAGACUCCAUCGACGUCUUUUGCUUAUGGUCGGCCUGUGGCCGUACGACGAGUCAAUCGUCAAAUAUGUUCAAAAAGUAUUGUGCAAUAUUAUUGUAGGAUACACGGUGAUUGCUCAGAUUAGAGGUCUUAUAGAUCACGUAGAAAAAGACUGGAACAUGCUCAAGGAUAAGAUGGAGAUGGAAAUUUUGGGGAGGUACACUUACUUCGGCAGUAUUAUCACCUCGUUAGUUGCAAUAUUCAUUUACUUCAUUGGCGUGGUAAUGUCUUUCGUACCCUUCUUACCGAUCGUUCUUGAUAUCCUCGCACCAUUAAACGUCUCGCGGCCGCGACAUUUAAUGUUUCCGUGUGAAUUUUUCGUCGAUCAUCAGAAGUAUUUCUACGUUAUCACAUUACAUGUGUCUAUUUCAAUCUUUCUGAUGUUCACCACGCUGAUAGGCACCGAAACAUUGUUCGUGACGCAUGUGCUGCACGCUUGCGGGAUGUUUCGAGUCGCUAGUUAUCGAUUUGAUCAAGCGUUUGGCAACAAGUUGUGGCAAGCGUAUCCAGUCGAAAGUCGGGCUCUCAUUGUUUACAAAAAGCUAAUCGAGGCAAUGCUUAUUCACAAAAGAGCUCUCGAAUACAUUACACAAUGGUACAGCGCUCCAGUGCAGGCGCAAAAAUUAUUGCCGAUCAUAAUGCAAAGAAGUACGAGAAGUUGCAAGAUGGCCGUAGGUGGCGGAAUGUAUAUUCCGUCAUUUGAAGGUUUUGCGACGCUUAUGAGUAUGACUGUAUCGUACUUCACUGUACUGUGUUCGGUACGCGAGUAA
This is a messenger RNA of Pseudomyrmex gracilis, 834 nucleotides long. RefSeq lists its product as uncharacterized. Gene Ontology annotation, biological process: sensory perception of smell; detection of chemical stimulus involved in sensory perception of smell. Gene Ontology annotation, molecular function: olfactory receptor activity; odorant binding. The record is from RefSeq and is a predicted model, not a curated record. The transcript is spliced from 6 exons. NCBI's taxonomy places the organism in Eukaryota, Metazoa, Arthropoda, Insecta, Hymenoptera, Formicidae. The coding region runs from base 1 to 834 and encodes 277 amino acids. Gene Ontology annotation, cellular component: plasma membrane.